Zingiber officinale is the source of this 1835-nucleotide messenger RNA. RefSeq names its product flavonoid 3',5'-hydroxylase 1-like. The coding region runs from base 13 to 1554 and encodes 513 amino acids. The transcript is spliced from 3 exons. The record is from RefSeq and is a predicted model, not a curated record. Lineage: Eukaryota; Viridiplantae; Streptophyta; Magnoliopsida; Zingiberales; Zingiberaceae. Gene Ontology annotation, molecular function: heme binding; oxidoreductase activity, acting on paired donors, with incorporation or reduction of molecular oxygen; iron ion binding.
AGUGAUUGAGUAAUGGCUGCCGCCCGCAUGGACUCCUACCUUUUGGGCGGCGGCGCCCUCUUGCUCGCCCUCCACCUCCUCCUCAGCCGGUGGCUUCUCAGCAAGCCCCGGUCGCGCCUCCCGCUGCCGCCGGGGCCUCGCGGCGUGCCCGUGCUCGGGGCCCUCCCCCUCGUCGGCGCAAGCGCGCACUCGAACCUCGCCCGGCUCGCCGACCACUACGGCCCCAUCAUGUCGCUCCGCCUCGGCUCCCACCUCUGCGUCGUCGCCUCCGACGCCUCCUCCGCCCGCGCCUUCCUCAAGACCGCCGACGCGCAGUUCGCCCACCGCCCCGACCCCAUCAGCGCCCGCGACACCAGCUACCAGCGCCAGAACCUGGUCAUGUCCGACGCCACCCCGACGUGGAAGCACAUGCGCAAGCUGUGCAGCCUCCACCUGCUCGGAGGCAAGGCCCUCGCCGACUGGGCCCCCACGCGCCGCGCCGAGUUCCGCCGCCUCGUCGACGCCCUCCGCCGCCUCCACGACGCCGGCCAGCCGGUCCCCAUCUUCGACCUGCUCAUCUGCACCCUCGCCAACGUGGUGGGGACCAUCGCCGUCGGCGGAAGGGUCUUCGACGACCACGGCGACGAGUCCAACAAGUUCAAGGACGUGCUCUCCGACAUGCUGACCGGCGGCGCGCAGUUCAACGUCGGCGACUUUUUCCCCUCCAUUGCGUGGAUGGACCUUCAGGGUAUUCAAGCGAAGAUGCUCAGCGUGCACAAGAGAUUUGACGCCCUGGUGUCGAGGUUGUUCGAGGAGCACCAAAGAACAAGGGAGAGUCGCCGUGGCGCCCCCGACUUCGUCGACAAAGUGAUGGCCAACAAGGUGUCGGAGGACGGCGCCACCAUCUCCGAGGUCAACGUCAGAGCCCUCAUUUUCGACCUGCUCACUGCUGGCACUGACACGUCAUCGGUCGUUGUGGAAUGGACCCUCGCGGAGUUGCUGAGGAACCCGGCGAUCCUCCGCCGCCUGCAGGCCGAGACGGAGGCGGUAGUGGGGCGCGACCGCCUGCUCGAGGAGUCCGACAUCCCCAAUCUGCCGUACCUUCAGGCGGUGUGCAAGGAGGCGCUGCGCCUGCACCCGUCGACGCCGCUGAUGCUGCCCCACUUCAGCCACGAGGAUUGCGAAGUGGGCGGGUUCUUCAUCCCCAAGCACACGCGGCUUCUGGUCAACGUGUGGGCCAUCGGCCGCGACCCCGCCGUGUGGGAGAACCCGCUGGCCUUCGACCCCGACCGAUUCCUCCCCGGCGGGAAGGGAGAGCGGUACGACCCUCUGGGCAGCGACGGCAACUUCGCGUUCAUCCCCUUCGGGGCGGGCCGGCGGUCGUGCGCAGGCAAGCUGGUGGGGAUGCUGUUCGUGCAGUACCUGAUGGGCACGCUGGGGCACGCCUUCGACUGGGAGCUGCCGGAGGGGGAGGAGGAGAUCGACAUGGAGGCAAAGCCGGGGCUGGCGCUCCCCAAGGCCGUGCCGCUCAAGGCCUUCGCCCGCCCGCGCUUGUCGCCGGCGGCGUAUGCUUGAACACGGAGCAGAAUUCCGGCGAACGUUAAUUCCUCGAUCGGCAUAAUGUGUUAUAGCGAAUAAUAGUAAAAAAUAUAAUAAUAGAUCAGCCGAUCAUUUAGAUUCAAGAAAAAAAAGUUUGUGAUUCUAUAGAUAUUUUUAUUGUUCCCUAAGUUUUAAGAUAUGUACCGUCUUAUAUUGUUGCCACAACAAUAUAAAUGGAUUCGGGUUAUUUGGAAGAAAAAAAUUUGUAAACUUUAGUUGUGAAAAUGAAAGAUGGAUAUGCCUAUUCUGCUAUUCUA